Aspergillus niger is the source of this 744-nucleotide messenger RNA. RefSeq lists its product as uncharacterized. Bases 1 to 744 code for a protein of 247 amino acids. The record is from RefSeq and is a predicted model, not a curated record. Gene Ontology annotation, cellular component: nucleus; cytosol. The transcript is spliced from 3 exons. Lineage: Eukaryota; Fungi; Ascomycota; Eurotiomycetes; Eurotiales; Aspergillaceae.
AUGUCGCAAUCCCUCCGCAUAGCCAUCCUCGAAUGCGAUACUCCCAUCGACCCCAUCAAAGCCAAGUACGGUCCCUACGGCGACAUCUUCGAAUCCCACCUCAAGGAGGGUCUCACGCGCAUCAACGCAAAUGUCUCGCUGCAAUUGUCCAAGAUCAAUGUGGUCCAACCGUUUGCGGAGUAUCCUAAGCCAGAGGACUUUGAUGCCGUCCUCUUAACUGGCAGCAAGCACGAUUCCUACAAAGAUGAAUCCUGGAUCCUCACCCUCACCAGAUUCGUUCAAGACUGCUACCACAUCUACCAAAAACCCGUGAUUGGAAUUUGUUUCGGCCACCAGAUUAUUGCGCGUGCGUUGGGAGCCCGCGUCGGUCCGAAUGUAUCGGGGUGGGAGGUGGCGGUGGAAUCUGUCGAAUUGACUAGUGCUGGGAAGCGACUCCUAGGAAGAGAUACUUUGGCCAUACAUAUGAUGCACCGCGAUAUUGUCUACGAAGUUCCGCCGGAAUGCGUCAAUCUGGGUGCCACAUUGAUUUGUGGUAUUCAAGGGCUAUAUGUUCCCAAGCGCAUUCUUUGUGUUCAGGGUCAUCCGGAGUAUAAUGAGUUUAUGGUGUCGGAGUUGUUGAAGCUAAGGCGGGGGAUGCUGGGAGAGGUGGUGUAUGAGGAUGGGAUGGCGCGGGUUGGGAGAGAGCAUGACGGGCUGGUAUUCUGUGAGACAAUGUGUCGCUUCGCUUUGGGGAUAUUAGAAUAA